UGGCUCGCUUUCUUGCUUGCAUCUUUUUCCUCUGCCUCUCAAAGGGAUUCAUGUGGGUUUUGAUGGACUUGCAAAGUCUACUCUUUCCUUUGCUGAGGCAAUGGGAAAUACUCCAGUGACAGCAUUGUUCAGGUUUCUCUCCUCCGGCACUUGACUUCACUCUGAUUUGAGAGAGAGAGAGACAGACACAGAGAGAAAGAGAGAGAGACAGAGAGAGAAGAGGGGGGGAGGAGUGGUGAUUGAGCGCAAAGGGGGCAGGACUUUUUCUCUCCGGGUCCUAUUAAGAGCAAACUUUGUGUUUUUGUUCUCCAAGUUCAGCUCAGUGCUCUCCAGCCUGCACACAGUUCCUUUCUGCUGCUCCUUUUCGUUUCCAUUUAUUAUUUUUUUCUUCUCCUCAAUGGUUUUGUUUGCUCGCCUGUUGGUUACUACUGUGCGCUUUUUCAUGGGGGAUUUGGACACCGGGAGGAUGCGCUUUUUGGGGGAACAAACGCUCAAAGUUGUCUUUUCAGCCAGCCCCGGGUUGUUUUAGUAGAUACAUAGAUGUUCUUCGGGUUGGAAUGAACAAUGGUGCGGAUCCUUGGUGCUCUGGCCGAGGGCAUGCUCUGGUUUCGGCUACUGUUGUUGUGCGUCGUGGAGUUGGAGCUGGGAGCGGGGCUUUCUACUUUCCAGGGUUUCUAUCUUCCACCUGCGAACGGGUCGCUUCUCACACCUGCUCGGAGGACAGACGGGGUCGUGCGGACCAUUGACCGGAUUUACCACGGAGGAGGGAAGGUGGGCUACCUGGUGUACCUGGAUGGGAGCCGGUUUCAGCUGGACAUGGAGCGGGACGAGUUGGUGCUGUCGCAUCACUUCAGCCCCCAGUAUGUGCUCGCUAUGAUGGGGAACAGCCCCGCGGCUUUGCAGCGGGAGUGUGCGUACCGCGGGACAGUGGACUCCAACCCGGAGUCCCUGGCCGUCUUCAACCUCUGCGGCGGGGGUCUCGAGGGCUUCUUCGCCGUGGACCACGCGCGCUACACCAUCACGCCUAUCAUCAGGGCGAAGGGACACGAGCACGACGUGCGCGCCCUGCAGGACAAGGACGCGGAGAGCGCGCUCCACGUGUUCACGCGCGAGAGCUUCAGCUUCGAGGCCAUGCGCGAGGGGCGCGAGAGCUGCGGGACGCGCGACGGCCGCAGAGGACGCAGGGAUGCGGCGGGGAAGCGCCGGCACAGAGGUCGCGGGAAGGGGAGACGGGACGGAGAGGGGCUCGCGGAGGAGAGCGCGGGCAGCCACGGAGCGCACGGGCGAACACGGUGGAGCCGGCUCACCAAAGCGGCUGCUCCGGAGCAUGGCACGCGGAGCAAGCGGUCGGUCUCUCGCGCAAGGCACGUGGAGCUGCUCCUGGUAGCCGACGACACCAUGACCAAGAAAUACGGCAAGGACUUAAACCACUACCUGCUCACACUGGCCGCCAUCGCCUCCAAGCUGUACGGCCACGCGAGCAUCGAGAACCCCAUCCGGCUGUCGGUGGUGAAAGUGGCCGUGGUCACCGAGAAGGAGAAGGGGCUCGAGGUGUCCAAGAACGCGGCGGCGACGCUGAAGAGCUUCUGCAAGUGGCAGAACCAGCAAAACCCGCUGGACGACGACCACCAGCAGCACCACGACGCCGCCAUCCUCUUCACCAGGCAGGACCUCUGUGGCCACCACUCCUGCGACACCCUUGGCAUGGCGGACGUCGGCACCAUCUGCUCCCCGGAGAGAAGCUGCGCCGUCAUCGAGGACGACGGGCUUCACGCUGCGUUUACUGUCGCGCAUGAGAUAGGUCACCUGCUGGGUCUGUCCCACGACGACUCCAAGUUCUGCGAGGAGCGCUUCGGAGUGAACAGCGACAAGCGGCUCAUGUCCUCCAUCCUCACCUCCAUCGACGCCUCCAAACCCUGGAGCCGCUGCACCUCGGCCACCAUCACGGACUUCUUUGACGACGGCAACGCCGAGUGCCUCCUGGACUCUCCCCGCCAACCCCUGUUGGGCCCCGAGGAGCUCCCAGGGCAGAGCUACGACGCCGUCCACCAGUGCCGCCUGGCCUUCGGCCCCGAGUACACCGUCUGCCCGGGCAUGGACGUGUGCGCCCGCCUGUGGUGCGCCGUGAUUCGCCAGGGACAGAUGGUGUGUCUAACCAAGAAGCUGCCGGCCGUGGAGGGAACGCCCUGCGGGAAGGGACGCAUCUGCCUGCAGGGGAAGUGCGUGGACAAGACCCGCAAGAGGCACUACUCGGCGUCCAACCACGGCAGCUGGAGUUCCUGGGGUCCUUGGGGUGUGUGCUCCAGAACUUGCGGAGGCGGGGUGCAGUUCGCCCAACGCCUGUGCAACAACCCGCCGCCACGGAAUAACGGGCGCUACUGUACGGGAAAGAGGGCCAUUUAUCGGUCCUGCAACGUCACACCAUGUCCACCAUCGAAUAAGAGUUUCCGGCAGGAGCAAUGUGAGGUGCGCAACGGCCCCCAGACGGAUCCGAAAGGGGUGAAGACCUUUGUUGAGUGGGUGCCUAAGUACGCUGGAGUCCUCCCCAAAGAUGUGUGCAAGUUGACCUGCAGAGCAAAAGGAACAGGAUACUAUGUGGUGUUCUCUCAGAGGGUGGUUGAGGGGACAGAGUGUCGUCCAUACAGCAGCUCGGUGUGCGUGAAAGGGAAGUGUGUACGGACAGGCUGUGACGGCAUCAUUGGCUCCAAGCUCCAGUUUGACAAGUGUGGUAUUUGUGGAGGCGACAGCACAGGAUGUAUACGCGUUGUGGGCAACUUCACCAAGAAGAGUAAGGGCUACACUGACGUGGUGAAGAUCCCGGCAGGCUCCACCCACGUCAAGGUUCGCCAGCACAAGGCCAAGGACCAGACCCGCUACACCGGCUACCUGGCCCUCCGACGGCCCAACAACGAGUACCUCCUAAACGGCAAGUUCAUGAUCUCCACCUCCGAGACAAUCAUCCCGCUCAACGGUUCUGUGCUCAACUACAGCGGCUGGAGCCAGAGGGACGAGUGGCUUCACAGCAUGGGUCCCGGGGCCCUCCAAGAAGCCUUGGUGGUCCAGAUUCUGGCGACGGACGCUAAAAAGCCCCUGGAUGUUCGUUAUAGUUUCUUCAUGCCCCGACGGACAGCCCCACAGCAGCCGUCCGCUCCGCUCAUCCCCAACCCGAAGUUGACCCCUGUUCAGAGCACUACAAGAGUCUCAAGCACCACCACCAGAACCACCACUACAUCUUCCUCCGCUUCCUCUGUCCUGGUCCCAGGGCCACCGACAGCUCCCGGUCCCUCCACCCCAACUCCCGGGCCCCGUUGGGUAACGGGUUCCUGGAUGACAUGCUCCAGGACUUGUGACACUGGCUGGCAGAGCCGGACUGUGCAGUGUAAGGACCAGAAUGGGAAACUGUCCAAGGGCUGCACGCUAGGUGCCCGACCCUCUGCCUUCAAACACUGUCUGGUGAAGAAAUGUUGAGGCGGAAGGAGUUUAAUCUGUACAUCUGAUAAAAGGUCUCAAGUGCUGGAUGUAGGACUAUGGACCAAUACAUUUAAGAACCUUAAACAGGACUGUGAAAUUUGGCUGAUAGCGCCUGGACCAGAUACGCAGAGACCCAGAGACAGAUUGUCGUGGAUGUACCCGACUAUAUGCCAGAGGAAUGUCCUGGAAUCAUAGUAGCUAUGCAGAGCACAAGUAGAACGGUGGACAGUGUCUGUAUGAUAGUGGCAAGGAACACCCUGGCGUAGCCAACGACUUACAUUGCAUGUCUUUUCCACAUGGACAGUAACUGAUUGUCUUUACUAAGGUCUCCAAACCCUGGAGGCUCAGUGUGUGUUGCCCUGUAAUGGCAUGCCUGUCGUGUUGUUGUUUUUUCAUGCUAUUCUAAUCACUGUGGGGAGUUGGAAGCACUCGUUAUUCACCUUGUCGUCAUGUCUGCCCGAAUCGUAGCCCAGUCAUUCUGCGUCCUCUUUUACUACCCUGACUUGGAAAUUUCACUCACUGAACAGCUCGUAGAAUGUUGAAAUGAUGAACUCACCGGAUUAAGAAAUCUUUGUAGCAACGAAUCAUGUCAAAUCAACAAUUGCUCAGGGUGUCUAUUUCUUAAACCAACUUGAGUGCAUCCUUGCCGUAUUGUAACUGAAAUGGUGCUCUCCUUACCUUCUGGCUGCCUACCAGUACUCUUCCCGUAAAUACAUUUAUGAACCACUCAAAGACCGAAAUGUCCAAAAGACAGGAGAUAUACAUGAUGGUCCUGGAUCAGGGCUACCCAUAUGCCCCGACUAUAAGCGCUCUGUGUCUUUGUUUGACGGAUCUGUCCAGCUGAAAAUCGAGAAGCAGCACAAGAAGAAGGGCAGACUUAACAUGAACCAUUUCCCAUAGUGGUGGCCAAGAAUGGAUGGGUGAACCCAGACGUUUGGUUGAUGGACGGUGCGUUGCGUCGCGUCCCAAAUCCAAUCAGUCUCGAACUAUUCAGAUACGUCUCAGCUCAAGUUGUUGAAAGGUUUCGGGAAGAAAGUCUACCCAGAAGACACAAGUCACCUGUGCAGCUUGUUGAUACACAAGCAUGGUGUGAUGGGAUGGAAGCGUACGGUGGCCUUCAAGGGACAAACUUUAUAACAGUUAAAUCGACAAAGGGGCAAAGUAACCACGACACUCCUUAACAUUUAUGGAGGUUAAUGAUGACUCACAGGUUUGGGGCAAUGCUUGAUUAUUUGUUUGUGGGUAUGUGUGUGUGCGUGUGUGUGUGCAUGUUAUGUGCUUGCACAUUCAUCCAGGCCUGUGUUUGAAGCACAUACAGUAUGAACCGUGAACGUGUGCGUCUUGAAGCUUCUUCCCUCUCAGUUCCGUUUGCAUCAGUCAUUAUGCUGGUGCUGGGAGGUUUGCGACCCUCAUGUUUUGUUGUGGCGGUCAACAUCUGUUUGUUGGUCUGUUUAUCUGUUUAGGAAGCAAUAGUAUGACAAUGUGAGCCCUGGAUACUCGCAACGACAGCAAGGGAGAUACUAAUGCCGUCAUUAAUGUCCUUUUGCAAUUCACCUCCUUUUCAUCACUCAUUCUCUAUUUUACUACUUUUGUUUUAUCUGUUUCCCACUCUGGUGGGUGAUGUCACAUUACAAAAAUUCAGAUUGUGCCACAGAAUAGAUGAUUUUAAAGGGUCAGUUCACCCAAAAUACAAAGAAUCGAGAUAUUGAGAUAUCCUUCUGGUGCAACCUGCCCAGUCAAUGAAUGGAAUUCCCUCCCCGGCCGUAACAGCUUUGAAAAGUGACAUUUACAAUUUUCAGAAGAAAAUCCAGAAACAAUGCCUUGUUUACGUCAGACAAUCCACAGACCUCACUGUCAACAAUUUACGUGGAACUACUUCCUGCUAUAGAAAUAGUGCCGAUACUCUGGGAUACUGAUUGUGGGAAAUGAUGUUGCUGUUGAUUUAAAGAAAUUGUUUGACACUUUGUUCAUUUUCUUGCUGAGAAUUAGAUCUGAAGAGUGAUACCACUGUCGUGCCUGUCCUUUUAAAUAUUAAGCUAGAGCCAGGAAAUGGUUAGCAUAGCUUAGCAUUGAGACUUGAAGCAAGGGGAAAGCGAUUGUGUCCAAAGAAUCAAAAUACACCUACCAGCAUCUUUUAAUAUGGCUUAAUAUUGUUUGUUUAAUUUGUGCAAAAAUCGGAGUGUAAAAACAACAAUUUGCCCAUUUUAAUGCUAAGCUAAUGCACUGCUGGCUCUAGCUUCAUAUUGAACAGACAUGUAUGAGUGUGGUAUCAAUCUUCUUGUCUAUCACUCAAGAAAGUUAAUCAAAAUGUCCAACUUACUUUUUUUACUAAGUAAAAAAAACAAACAAUCUGCAUCACUAAAUGCCACCAGGUAUAAGUGAGGAGACUUGCUUUUAUGGUUAUUUUGGGGACCUCGUUCCUUAAAAUCCUCCACCAAAUCUCACCAUAUCAUGCUUUGAUUUGGUUAUUUAAUCAAGGCUGCAUUAAGAGUGUAGACAAUGUACAUUACAUAUCAAAUGGACUAAAAUACCUGCCUGUAAUUGUUUACAUUACAUUACUUACAUUUUCCUGUGUGGCAAGCCUCACCCAUCUGGCACCUGUGCUGGAGAAAACAAACCAUCAGGAAGGUCUUCAGAUCGUACAUGACCCGGGUCAACAUACCACUCACACACUGCUCUCUCCUCUUCCCACACACGUUCAGAUUUAUUUACACAAUGUAGACAUUUUUUUGUACGAUGAGUAGAUCUUUCAUAUACGUGUUAGUAUUCAACCAUAUUUACACAGAAAUGCACACAUGCAGACACACCGAAAACAACCCAUCAGUUACAAAGCAUUUGAGUAUUUCAGAAACCCUCACACACACACGCACACACACAAUCUACUCUGACUCUUCCAGUGGGGAAACCCCGCUCGCUGAACGACAGAAACACAGCACUGAACUUGUAAUUUAUUGUUUGUACAACUGGUAUGUGUGUGUGUGAAUAAAAAAAACAAUGAGAUGA
Anarrhichthys ocellatus (wolf-eel) is the source of this 6474-nucleotide messenger RNA. It is a transcript of the gene adamts5, whose product is annotated as ADAM metallopeptidase with thrombospondin type 1 motif, 5 (aggrecanase-2). Bases 565 to 3468 code for a protein of 967 amino acids. The transcript is spliced from 8 exons. Gene Ontology annotation, molecular function: zinc ion binding; metalloendopeptidase activity. Gene Ontology annotation, biological process: extracellular matrix organization; proteolysis. The record is from RefSeq and is a predicted model, not a curated record. NCBI's taxonomy places the organism in Eukaryota, Metazoa, Chordata, Actinopteri, Perciformes, Anarhichadidae.